AUGGGUGGUCUCAUUGGAGGAACAGGUCCCACGGGCAUCACCCCAGGAGGAGGGGCUGCUACUGGCAUCAUGGCGGUAUCUCCCAUGUUGGGUGCUUUCAUCAUACCAGAGUGUGGAGGACCCCGGGGACUGGAGCCAGAAUUCACACUGGAGCUGUCGUCCUGCGUACCAUCUUCCAUUAAAGAGAGAGAGGGCUGCUUGGCAUUCUUCUUCCGACUGGUACUGAACAUACACAUUGCCCCGCAGAUGAGGUUCCAGGUUGCAGCUGACUUUGAACUGAAUCACCUUUCCCACGUUCUUGAACUCCGGCAGCACGUCAUGGUAGAAAUCCAAGAACUGCUGUCUAUUGCAUCUGCAGACAUGGAUUUCAACCAGUUAGAGGCAUUCCUGACUGCUCAAACCAAAAAGCAAGGUGGCAUCACCAGUGAACAAGCUGCAGUCAUCUCCAAGUUUUGGAAGAGCCAGAAGAUAAAAAUCCGAGAGAGCCUCAUGAAGCAGAGCCGCUGGGACAACGGCCUUCGGGGCCUGAGCUGGAGAGUCGAUGGCAAGUCUCAGUCCCGGCACUCAACUCAGAUACACAGCCCUGUUGCCGUAAUAGAGCUGGAAUUUGGAAAAAAUGGACAGGAAUCUGAAUUUUUGUGUCUGGAAUUUGAUGAAGUUAAAGUCAAGCAAAUCCUGAAGAAGCUGUCAGAGGUAGAAGAGAGUAUCAACAGGCUGAUGCAGGCAGCCUAACUGAAGGAUGGAGGAAG
Messenger RNA from Mus caroli (Ryukyu mouse), 749 nucleotides. NCBI's taxonomy places the organism in Eukaryota, Metazoa, Chordata, Mammalia, Rodentia, Muridae. The record is from RefSeq and is a predicted model, not a curated record.